Lactuca sativa (garden lettuce) is the source of this 666-nucleotide messenger RNA. The record is from RefSeq and is a predicted model, not a curated record. NCBI's taxonomy places the organism in Eukaryota, Viridiplantae, Streptophyta, Magnoliopsida, Asterales, Asteraceae.
UCAAGCUCUGGAACACUCGAUGAGUGAGAACUCGUGUCAACUAUGUGCAGUUGAAAAGCUGAGUUUUGAACCCCCGCCUAUACUUGUCCAAAUUGUUAUAUGAAAGAAGUUGAAAGAGGAGAGCGGAUGCCUCUACCACAGAGUGUUGUACUUGGAGCAAAAGAUUUACCUCGAACCAUACUCAGUGAUCACAUAGAGAGCAGGUUGUUUGGAAAAGUGAAGCAGGAGAGACUAGAGCGCACAAGGUUCUAUGGGAAAACUUAUGAUGAGGUUCCUGGAGCAGAAGCACUUGUUGUCAGAGUGGUCUCUUCUGUGGACAAGAAGUUGGAAGUCAAGCAACAAUUUCUUGAUAUCUUUCAAGAGGAAAAUUACUCUGUGGAGUUUGGGUAUAAGUCUAAGCAUCUUUCCCUACAUUUCUUCCUAUACAAUAUAUUAUACUCUAAAAAAUCUACCCAGUUAUAUGCGCUGGCACUAUCUUGUGGUUUUGUCAAGUACUUCAGGCCUGAGAUUAAGGCUGUGACAGGGGAGGCUCUUCGUACAUUUGUAUAUCAUGAAAUUCUGUAUGUGCAACAUAGCAAAACAUCAAUGUCCUUCAAAACUAUGGAUGAUGGCCAAGUCUUACUCUAUGCAUUCUCUAGAGAUAUUUUUCCUUAUGUCAUAGAAUGA